This is a messenger RNA of Pochonia chlamydosporia 170, 4512 nucleotides long. RefSeq names its product vacuolar protein sorting/targeting protein 10. Gene Ontology annotation, cellular component: Golgi apparatus; membrane. Lineage: Eukaryota; Fungi; Ascomycota; Sordariomycetes; Hypocreales; Clavicipitaceae. Gene Ontology annotation, molecular function: protein binding. The record is from RefSeq and is a predicted model, not a curated record. Gene Ontology annotation, biological process: protein targeting to vacuole; Golgi to vacuole transport; Golgi to endosome transport. The transcript has 2 exons. Bases 1 to 4512 code for a protein of 1503 amino acids.
AUGAGGCCUGGUGGCAAGGCAGCAGCCGCAUGGCGCAUCCUGUUGUUGUCCCUCUUCUGGACGACGGCCUUUGCCAAGGAUGAACCGUCAAUAAAGGUCAAUAAGUUCCAGAAUCCACCCUUGAACUUGAACUACUUUGAAGACAGCGAUGUUGUUGUCUUCGAGGACAAGGUGGAAGGAAAUGUCUACCGAUCAGCAGACGCCGGCGUCUCUUGGAAGCGAGUCGAUGCUAUCCCCGAUGGCGCAACUUACGAGCUCAUCAUGCACCCGUUCGACAGGAAGCGAGCCUACGUUAUUACGCCUAGCAAGACUCAAUUCCGAACUGAAGAUCGAGGCGAAACGUGGACCAAAUUCAACACCAAGGCUCUGCCAAGCAAAUAUCAAUCGGAAAUUCUAAGUUUCAACGCUGGAGAUCCCGACCGAAUCAUUUUCAAUGCAAUGGACUGCGAUAGGUUAUUCUGUGACGAACAGUCGAUGUACACGACCGACGGUUUCAAGACUACCAAGGCUCUUCGUGUCAACACCGCAGGUUGCUGGUGGGCGAAGUCCACUGCCGAAUUUGUCACUGGCGAUGCAGAAAAGGACAAAUCGCGAGUACUCUGCAUUGUUCGAGACUCUUUAUCCUUCUUUAGGCAAGAACAGAAAAUUGUCAUCUCCGACAGCUUUUUCGCGGUUGAGGACAAACAUAUCCAAGAAUUCGAGCCCAACAUCGACAUGAACAAAGGCGUUGCCGGAUCUCUGAGCUUGGCAGCGGUGAAGAAAUAUAUAGUCGUCGCUACCUCGUCCCCGCGCAGUGACGAGAUGGCUCUAUUUGUAACCGAUGACACAUUAAAGUGGCACCGCGCCAUGUUCCCAAAGGACGAUAAACACGAUCAUUCUCACAGGAUCAACCAAGGCGCAUACACUGUGCUGGAAAGCACAAACUACAGCAUUCAGAUUGACGUCAUGACAUCUCAUCCAUCACGCCCCAUGGGUGUUUUGUUUACCAGCAACUCCAACGGCACAUACUUCACCGAAAAUAUCCCCUACACCAACCGCAACCCAAAGGGCAACGUUGACUUUGAAAAGAUCUCUGGGAUUCAGGGUAUCUUUCUUGUGAAUACGGUCAAGAAUGGCCCUCAAGUCGAUAAGGAAAGGAAGAAAAAGAUUGUGGUCACCGACAUCACGUUCGACGAUGGCCGUACCUUUUCGCCAAUCAAAUCCGGUGACGACAGGCUGCAUCUCCAUUCCGUUACAGAGCUUGAUAAUAUGGGCCGCGUUUUCUCCAGCCCUGCCCCAGGCUUGGUUAUGGGCAAUGGCAAUACUGGUGAAGCCCUCGGAAAAUUCGCCGAUGCCAAUCUGUAUGUCUCUGACAAUGCCGGAUCAACCUGGAAGAAAGCUUUGGAUGGGCCGCACAAGUGGGAAUUUGGCGACUCAGGUUCCAUCUUACUAGCCAUCAAGGACUCGGGCAAAACAGAUAUCAAAGAGUUCUCAUAUUCACUCGACCACGGAGAUAACUGGAAAAGCGUGCCUCUGCCAGACGAUCUAAGCAUUAAGCCAGACCUAUUGACGACCACACAAGAUUCUACCAGUCUCAAGUUCUUGCUCUUGGGCGAAAGGGAUCGCACCUAUCACAUGAUUGCUAUCGACUUUGAUGGGCUCAAGGAACGGAAGUGUGAGGACAAGGACAUGGAAGACUGGCACGCCAGGGUUGACAAGGACGGCAAACCUACCUGCCUCAUGGGUCACAAGCAGACAUAUUCCCGUCGCAAGAAGUCGGCUGAUUGCUUCAUCAAGAAAACAUUUGAGGACCCUGUACCCAAGAUGGAGAAUUGCGAAUGCACUGAUGCCGACUUCGAGUGCGACUAUAACUUCCAGAGAGACAAUGACAAGUGCGUGCAGGCUGGCCCUAUCCCCUCAUCUGAGGAAGAAUGCAAGAAGAAUCCAGAAGGCACCUUUAAAGGCUCAUCGGGAUGGAGACUCAUCCCAGGCAACACGUGUAAAAGAAAGAGCGGCAAGCAAAAAGAUGACAAGGUUGAACGCAAGUGUUCAGAGAGUGAUACAAAACCCUCACAGCCUCCGGCCACGGGCGAAAUUGCUACCAAGCAGAACGUCUUUGACUUUAGCCACAACGGAUUUCAAAAACUGUACCUCGAAAAGGGCGAAGCCAGCUCCUCCACUGAUGAGACAGUCAUUGUGUGGCCAACAUCAGAUGGCAGUCAAAUCUGGAUAUCACAGGACCAUGGCAAGAAAUGGGAAGAGGAACUCAAGGGAGAGAAAAUUACUGGCAUAUUUCCUCACGAUUACUUUAACGAUGUUGUAUACUUUACCACCAAGUCCGAAAAGAUCAUCUAUACCAUCGAUCGUGGUCAAAACUUCCAUACCUUCAAGGCGCCGACUAAACCAGCCGCAGGCACCAUGCCAGUCGCAUUCCACCCAGACAAGAAGGACUGGCUACUGUGGAUGGGAGAAGCCUGCGACAAGGUUGGAGGACAGAAGAGUUGCUUUACCGAAGUAUCACUUUCAAAAGACCGGGGUGACAACUGGAAGACUCUGCAACGCUACAUCCAGUCUUGCGAGUUCACUGGCAGUGCUGCGUAUAAUUUCAGAGACGAGAAACAGAUCCUUUGUCUAGUCAACACGGAGGAACGAUCGGAAUCGAACCUCACUAUCAUUACCAGUGACAAUUUUUUCGACGACGAACCCGUCAAAUUUGGUGGGCAAGUGAUUGGUUUUGGGACAAAGUCAGAAUUCAUCGUUGCCAAGGUUAUGGACCCCAAAACCGGUGCUGCGCGCGCCGUUGCGAGCAUUGAUGGCAAAAAAUUUGAGGAUGCACAUUAUCCGCACAACUUUCACGGUGGUCACAAUGACGACUUUACUUUGCUAGAUAGCUCUACUCAUGCUGUCAAUCUUUUUGUCCGUUCAGAAGCUGGGGCUCAGCGGCAUUUUGGCUCUAUUAUCAAGAGUAAUUCCAACGGAACAUCAUACGUCCUCAGCGCAGCGAAUGUCAAUAGCGACGAAAAGAAUUUUGUCGACUUUGAGAAGAUUUCCGGAAUAGAAGGCGUGUCCUUGAUCAACGUGGUCACCAAUACGGACAAGAAGGAGAAAACAAAGAUAUUGCAGACCAAGAUUUCUCACAACGAUGGAUCACAAUGGAAAUACUUGCCGCCGCCUGCAAAGGACGCCGACGGCAAGUCUUACUCCUGCAGCAGCUCCAGAGGGGACAGUAAAUGCGCACUUCACUUGCACCACUACACGGAGCGUGACAACAAGGGCCGGACAUUUUCUGCUGAAACAGCCGUGGGAUUCCUUUUCGGCGUCGGCAAUGUUGGGUCCAGCCUCGGUGACGUCAAGGACGCCGAUACCUUCUUGAGUACCAAUGGGGGUAUCAGUUGGACGAAUGUCAAAAAGGGCCGUUGGACCUGGCAGUAUGGUGAUCAAGGAUCCAUCAUUGUUCUUGUGCAGCGAGCCAGUGCCAAGAAUAAGGUCAAGACCAAGAUUGUAUCCUACUCGGUUGAUGAAGGCAAGACUUGGAAAGACAAGGAGUUCUCCGAGAGUGAAGUGACUGUUGAGGACAUUACCACACUCAGAUCGGGGACCUCUCGAAACUUCCUUCUAUGGUGCCGAGAUGACAAGGACAGGAUGAUGACGGUGAAUCUCGAUUUCACUGGACUCGCCGACAAGCCUUGCAAGUACAACAAGGACUCUCCAGCCGAAUCUGACUACAUUCUCUGGACACCACAACAUCCACUGCAAACGGACAACUGCCUAUUCGGUCACGAGUCUAAAUAUCUCCGCAAGAAAACCGAUCGCAAGUGCUACACGAACCAGGACCUCAAGCGCCUGGUGGAGGCCCAGAACUGCCCUUGCAAACGAGAGGACUUUGAGUGCGCUUACAACUUUGAAUUGGAAGAUUCAGAGGCACAACAGUGCAAAUUAGUCAAGGGCUAUGAACCCCUGUCAGGCAAAGAGUGGUGUUCCAAGAAUCCAAACGCAACUUCAUACUUUGACCCAACAGGAUACCGUCGCAUCCCACUCUCUACAUGUGUUGGUGGCAGGGAACUGGACAAGGCGUCGGAGGAGCAUCCGUGCGAAGGUCACGAGGACGAGUUCGAGAAGAAGCACCGAACCUCUGGGGUAGCCAUCUUCUUUGCAGUGGUUAUACCGUUUGCAUUGGCUGGGGCCAUUGGUUUCUAUGUAUACCGCAACUGGGAUGGAAAAUUUGGCCAAAUUCGGCUGGGCGACACGUCGUCAACCUUUGACAGCGACCGACCUUGGGUAAAGUAUCCCGUCAUUGCGGUUUCGGCCAUUGUGGCAGUCGUGGCAACGCUCCCUCUUCUCGUUGGUGGUUUGUGGCGAUCUGCAACGGGCUCAUAUGACCGAGUCAGGGGCGGCAGCGGGCGAGGCUGGUUCUCAGGUGGGAACCGACGAUUCACGACCAGAGACAGCUUCGCACGUGGCCGCGGCGACUAUGCCAUUGUUGACGAGGACGAAGGAGAACUGUUAGGCGAAGACAGUGAUGAAGAGGUUUGA